Pecten maximus is the source of this 1510-nucleotide messenger RNA. Its product is annotated as pre-mRNA-splicing factor 38A-like. The record is from RefSeq and is a predicted model, not a curated record. The transcript has 9 exons. Gene Ontology annotation, cellular component: precatalytic spliceosome. NCBI's taxonomy places the organism in Eukaryota, Metazoa, Mollusca, Bivalvia, Pectinida, Pectinidae. Bases 30 to 1094 code for a protein of 354 amino acids.
AGUUUCAUUUUAACCUCAGGAGCGUCAGCAUGGCGAACCGAACAGUGAAGGAUGCUCAUUCGGUGAAAGGGACAAAUCCUCAAUAUUUAGUAGAGAAGAUAAUCAGAACAAGAAUUUACGAAUGCAGAUACUGGAAAGAAGAAUGUUUUGCGCUCACAGCUGCCUUGCUGGUGGACAAGGCGAUGGAGCUCAAAUUCAUUGGUGGUGUAUAUGGAGGAAAUGUAAAACCGUCUCCAUUUCUGUGCCUCGUACUCAAGAUGCUGCAGAUCCAACCUGAGAAAGAUAUCGUGGUGGAGUUCCUCAGGAAUGAGAACUUUAAGUAUGUUCGAGCGUUGGGAGCAUUUUACAUGCGACUGACAGGAUCGUCCUUGGACUGCUAUAAAUACUUGGAGCCCCUGUAUUACGAUUACAGAAAAUUGAAACGUCAGAACAAAGAUGGUGGGUUUGAGUUGAUACACAUGGAUGAAUUCAUAGAUGAAUUACUCCGAGAGGAACGUGUCUGUGACAUCAUCUUACCAAGAAUCCAGAAGCGAACAGUGAUGGAGGAAAGCAACACACUAGAUCCUCGUGUCAGUGCGUUGGAGGAAGACCUCGAGAACAUGGACACGUCGGAUGAUGAGGAGGCAAUGCACGAGAGGAGUCCGUCCCCAGAACGCAGGAGAGGGAGUUAUAAAGAUGCUGACAAACCCAACAGAAGUCCUUCACCUCGACACGCUCGUAGUCCCUCACCCCACAGCAGAUCUAAUCGGAAGCGUUCCCGGGACAGAGAUAGGGACAGAGAAAAACGUCACAGAUCACCAGACAAAUCAAGACAUCGUGAUGAUGAUGAUGACAGAAGAAGAAAACACAAAAAACACAAACACGAUCACAAAGACCAUAAAGACCGCAAGGACAGUGAUCGCCAUCACAAACACUCGGACGACAAUGACCGCCAUCACAAACAUUCAGAUGACCGUGAUCGGGAUCGUGAUCGUGAUCGCCACAGACACCGGGAUCGACGGGAUAAACGUGAGAGUGGCUUAUCACAGAAAGAAUUGGAAAUCAAGGAGGCAAAUGAACAGAGGGCAAAACUUGGCCUGGCACCUUUGAAAUAGGAAUUAUUCAAAAUCACUGUGGAAAAGGUUAUUUCUCCGACGGCUUGCUUAUAAUCUUUUGAUGUGAUGGGACUUACUGGUUAAAAGAAAGACUGACAAAUUUAACACAGUUCCACUUUGAAUAGCUUUUAAUGGGCUCAUUAAUGGAUCAAUGCGGUCAUUCUCAAAAUCACAUGGAAGGGAUGCUAAUAUGAUUAGGGAUAAUGAAAUAUUGGUCAAAAGGAAAUUUGAAAAUGUUGGAAAGUAUUACAGGAAGAGAUUAUUUUUAAGAGUCACACUAGAUCCAGGCUUGUUACAGCUGUGGAAACACUUCAUUCAUUAUAGCUCUAAGCCAAGAUACCAAAUUCUGAUGAGAGAAUUUGGAAGGACAUUGUCAGCAAAACGACAGACAUAUUUAAUAAAAAUCUUUAAUUACA